This is a messenger RNA of Micropterus dolomieu (smallmouth bass), 1555 nucleotides long. Its product is annotated as putative protein TPRXL. The coding region runs from base 152 to 1171 and encodes 339 amino acids. The transcript has 3 exons. The record is from RefSeq and is a predicted model, not a curated record. Lineage: Eukaryota; Metazoa; Chordata; Actinopteri; Centrarchiformes; Centrarchidae.
GAACACACACACACAGAGUGAGUGAAAUUAAGAAAGAGAUGAGAGAAAGAGAUUAGUUCAGACAGGACGAGGACCGAGAUCAACACAGCUUGGCAGGGUUUUAGUGCUCACCAGACCUGACAAACACUGAGGUCUCACCCCUUCAAGCAAGAUGAAUAAAUGUUCCAUUGCUAGCCCAGCCCGUGCCAAUUGUAGCCAAGUUGUGUGUGGCCAGAUGAAUAAAAAUGUGUGUAAUGCAAAUCAUGUGAGCCUCGUGGCACAGGACUGCAAAAACAGACAAGGACCAGGACAUGCCACAGCAAACAGGCAGGGGCCCACAGAGCGCUCUUCCUCAAGAGUCUCCACCUCCAGCGUAGCACCCCGCUCUCAUCAGCGCCGGUGGUCAGCCGACUUUCACAAGUGUGGGACCUCCCCUGUCAUUAUUGUGAAGAAGAACAAGAAGGAACCACAGCCUCCUCAGCGCGGAGUAUCCCUCCUCCGACUUCACCCAACAUCCCAUUCUUCAGUCAAACGCUACUCCUGCCCCCCCAUUGGGGUCUUUGGCUCACCAGGUCACCCAUCCUCCUCUUCCUCCUCAUCCUCCACUUCUUCCUGCUCCUCUCCUCCUCCAGUCCAGACGUCUGUCAUCACCGGCCAUGACCCUCUAGGCUGGAAGUUGCGUCCCAAGUCCAGCUCCAUGUCCCCCCAGGCUCGCAUUAACAGGCUGUCUCUGCAGAUUUCCCUACCUGUCAUCUUUCCAGACCCCAAAUCCGGUUCUGCUUCUAACUCUCAAUCAGACAACACUCCUAAUCCAGAUCCCUCCCCUAAAACCAAACCCCCCCUCAGACCCAAACCACCCCGUCGUCACCAUUCAGACUCCUCAGCCUUCCUCAGACCUCUGGCGACCCCUCUACCUGCGGUGACACUUGACGAGCUGCGCGGUGUGCACCUACGUCAAGUCUCCCUUUCAGACGAGUCUGACGAUGUCUUCAGCGGGGGGAAUGAAGAGGAGGUGAAGGUCACCACUGAGCCAUGCAAAACACCACCACCUGUUCCAGAAAAAACUUCCAUGGCAAGACAAAUAGCACAACUGAUUGCUCAUUCGCGCAAACACUGUCGUCCUGUUAUAACUAAAGCUAAAGAAAACAUCUACACCAGUGUUAUAAAGCCAAAGCCUAAACUUUUACACUAGAAUGAGGACCACAGCAGUCUGCAUGCAAGAAAAACUGGGCGGCACGUGGAUACCAACUGCGACAGAGAAAGACCCACUCCAUGCUUCCCUGGCUGAGGAGACUGAGAGGAGACCUGAGAUUACUGUAUGUCCUGGAGAUGGGACAUCAUGGUCUAUUUGCCUCAUUUGAGGUGUCUGAGAUCUAAGAUUUCUAUUUGCUAUUAAUAUUUGCAUGUUGUACCUCUCCAAUGUGUGUUACUGUUGAAUGUCUGCUGUAAAUAUUUGGCUAAAUUCUCUCUGUGGUGGAAACUGCGGGAAUUUGUGUCGAAAGAAACACACCCUGCAGAUGUUACAAUUCUUACUGGUUGUUACUAGACACAAUAAAUCACAUUAAUUUCCCUUUAA